Panicum virgatum (switchgrass) is the source of this 2516-nucleotide messenger RNA. Its product is annotated as YTH domain-containing protein ECT4-like. Gene Ontology annotation, cellular component: cytoplasm. The record is from RefSeq and is a predicted model, not a curated record. Gene Ontology annotation, molecular function: mRNA binding. The transcript is spliced from 8 exons. The coding region runs from base 780 to 2126 and encodes 448 amino acids. NCBI's taxonomy places the organism in Eukaryota, Viridiplantae, Streptophyta, Magnoliopsida, Poales, Poaceae. Gene Ontology annotation, biological process: mRNA destabilization.
CCGUGGCGCUGAUCAUUUACCCAGCCAUAGAGCCCCUACCGAUGUCCAUCCUCGCGGCCGACAAGUCCCUGCAUGUCUAUUCGUCCGGCCCUCAUCGAUUGCGCCCUUGCUGCCGAGAUCGCCAACUUGAGGAGCUAGAGUUCCGCUCUUGCAGCUGGGCAUUGGGGAAUCGAGGGACCGAGGGGACACACAGGCGCUUGGCUUGUCGGUCAAACUGGCUGACUGGCUGCCUGAUCGCUAAUGGGCCAGUGGGCCGUUGGGUGGGGAGGGGUGGGACGUGGGGUGCUACGAUUUUCAGCACCAAACAGAAACUAGAAGUUUGGAAGCCAGUUAUAUUGUCCAGUAUUCAUAGUUUUAAUUCAUAUACAUAUGCUACACUCUAUAUAUGUAAAAGGUUUUGCCAAAAAAUAAUGGGUAUUCACUUGAAUACCUUUGAUACAAUGUAGGCCCGCCCCUGAUGGUGCUAUCGGAAUCACAGAUUGUAGUCGAGAAAAAUCCUUCCAUGAGUGUGGAUGCAACAGAGAAGCUUGUUUUGAGCAAAGAUAAAAAAAAUAUCUAGUACUGUGGUGUGUGGUGCAAGCUCCUUAGAGUCACCAAAAAGUGCCCAAGAAGAGUCUAUCCCAAGAAAAGGUGGAGAACAACAGUUCGGCUACCAGCCCAAUGUGUAUGCCUCUCAGCCACAAGCACUCUUUUCUGGAGGAUAUUUAAACCAUUUGGGUCAAUGGGAAGAAUAUCCAUCUGUUGCGAGUGCGGAGGGUCUUAAUGCUGCAUACCCUGUGAUGUAUGGAGCUUAUUCCCCUCUGCCAAGCUUUGGAGACAACCAGUCAUAUUUCUCAUUGCUCUACUCCUUCUCAAGUCCUUACUACCAGCCACCUGCUUCUCCAAGCAUGGGAUAUUCAAGUUCAGCUACUGGGAUAUCACAGUUUGAUCCUUUGCGCCAGUACUACCUUCCUGAUGAGCUUUACUACUCACCAACUCCUGGCUUCCAUCAGCCUUUUGGUUCUUUGGAUGGAGUUCCAAUGCAUUCUAAUGGUAUUCCUCAAUUUUUUGGGCAAGGAAAUGUAUCCCUGAAUUCUGGAAUGCACCAGGGUUCCAUGUAUAACUCUGGAUCAUACGCUGCAUUAGAACAAGGUGGUAAAUGUGGAGGUGGUAGACCAUGUUGCAGUGCUAGUAGCAGAUUUGACACCUUCAACAAAGGCUUCAAGCAUGAGAAGGACUCUCUUGACUUUCUGUACGAGCAAAGUCGUGGCCCAAGAGCCACCAAAACAAAGAAAGAAGUGGAGAGCUCUUCAGUUGAGGAUAAAAAUAAAAAGGCAUUAUUAAUAGUUGAUCCUGAGAAGUACAACCACCCUGAUUUCGUCACUGAGUACAAGGAUGCCAAAUUCUUUGUAAUAAAGUCCUACACUGAAGAUCACAUUCACAAAAGCAUAAAGUAUAAUGUUUGGGCCAGCACUGCCACAGGGAACAGAAAGCUAAAUGCUGCUUAUCGUGAGGCAAAAGACAAAGAAGAGUAUUGUCCUAUUUUCUUGUUUUUCUCGGUUAAUGGCAGUGGUCAGUUCUGUGGUGUAGCUGAGAUGAUUGGACCUGUCGACUUUGACAUGAGCGUCGAUUACUGGCAGAAUGACAGAUGGAGUGGCCAGUUCCCUGUGAAAUGGCACAUUGUUAAGGAUGUACCAAACAACCUUGUUCGGCACAUCAUCCUGGGGAACAAUGAGGACAAGCGUGUGACAAACAGCAGGGACACACAGGAGGUAAAACUAGAGCAAGGUGUCCAAAUGUUGGCCAUCUUCAAGAACCAUGAUGCCAAGACAACCAUCCUUGAGGAUUUCGACUUCUAUGAGCAACAAGAGAAGGCUAUGUUGGAUAAUAGGCAGCAGCUUAAGGUACAAUAUGCUCAUGCCAAGACCCAGAAGCUUGUGGAGGCCAGUGAAGCGGUAGGCAUCAUGACUCAAAUCUCAGACACCUUUGCACAGGCUGUCCAUCUAGAAGAAACCAAGGACAAAGAAAUCAGUCUGAAGAUUGAAGAUACCACAUCUGCUGAGAAGGCAUCCGCUGCUCCUGUGAAGACUGAAGAAGCCACUCCAAAAACGGCAGAAUCUGGUAACCUUUUGAAGGGAAGCGGUUGAAUUUUCGUUCACCUUUCAUGAUUAAUUCUGAGCAGCAGCUGGAUCAUAUAUGCGAUGAUAUGUCAUGGAGGCGAGUUCGGCAAAGGAUAGCCGAAAAUGGGAGUUGCUGCCUAGUUUAUACAGCAUGAUAGGCUAGAGUUAAAGGCUCUGUUUCACUACCGGUUAGGCAGGCUAUAAUCUAGUUUCGUAGCUUCCUAAGCUAGUAAGCUCUUCCUAUUUUCCUGCACCUCAUCUAUAUUCUUCUCUGACUGACUUUAAUUGAGCCCCCUCAAGAAUGAUGCCCAGUGAUUUUGGCCAUGAGGGUGAGCAGCGUAUAUAUAUUAGCUUUUGUAUAGCUUGCACUACUACUCUAAUUACCCAUUUCAUUUCGUCUCCGGAGCAACCCGGUCA